Molecule: messenger RNA, 3304 nt
Organism: Halichondria panicea
Lineage: Eukaryota; Metazoa; Porifera; Demospongiae; Suberitida; Halichondriidae
Exons: 16
Coding region: 86-3151 (1021 amino acids)
Biological process (GO): protein phosphorylation; cell surface receptor protein tyrosine kinase signaling pathway; positive regulation of kinase activity
Cellular component (GO): signaling receptor complex; plasma membrane
Molecular function (GO): ATP binding; transmembrane receptor protein tyrosine kinase activity
Source: RefSeq, a predicted model, not a curated record
UUCAUUUCCGUUUUAGCUUGCAUAAAAAUGAGGAGAGCAGCUAGGACCCAUUCUGCUACAGUCUCUGCAGCUGAGAAAUCCAAUCAUGAUUGCUUCAUUAGGACUACUGACACUACUCUUAGUGAGCUCAACCUUGGUGGGUUGCCAGGAUGCAGUGAGACCUCAGCUGGAGCAAGAGUCCAUUUCUUGCAUGCUCAAAGACAACAUAACAGCUAGAAGGAACUUUCUCAGCUCAGUAAAGUCCAAGCAUGGAGUAUCCCAAGCUAAGGUACGUGUAAUGCCUCUACCACAUGGGGGAGUUGGGGCUCACAAGUGUUUCAGCCAGUUGAAAUGCCCAGACACAAGUGUCACCUGGUGCUUCAACCUCUACCAUCCUACUAAGCUCAUUGAAAUUUGCUGGGACUCUAACAACAAUAUUCUCAAUAUGACAGAAGGUGCUGCACUGCUUGAGCUAAACCGCUACUUCACAACUGGAGAUGAUUGUAGAGGCGCUAGAGGACCUUGCAUAGCCGUUCACGCAACACCGUUUCUUGUCGAGGCAGGUGCUCUCACUUGUACAUCACAGAAUGACACAUGCACUGCCAAGACGUUCUCUAGAGUUACCGUUGUUUUUCCACUUUCCACUGUUGGUCCUCCUAAUGUGACGUACCAUAACUCAACGAAUGAGAUGGUUAUCGGUCAGCAAAACGUCUACUAUUUCACUGUGGAGGUUGCGUAUGCCUCCUUUCUAGUCUUUGGUGGCAUUCGACCUGGAAUUAGUGCAAUUGGAAUUCAUGCGUACGAUAGCCAAACCCUCUUGGAUUCUAUUCCUGAAAAUCCAUUUUGUGAUGCUCUGAAUUGUUCAAAAAGUGAAGUAGCUGGUUACGUUGAGACUUAUGAAAACUUGAAAAAGCAGCGUAUUCGAGUGUACUCCAUUCUUUCCUUCAUGCCAAUCUGCCCUCGGGAUAUUUUCUUCUUCCAAAUAUGGCUGGUGAUUGAUAAUGCUCAAGAAUCGGAUGCAGGGCUGAACUUUACAUUCAAAUCUUCGAUUCCGUUAGACUUUUUUUCAUCCAGGGCAGCGCUUAAUGUGAUAAAAUUGAACCUGACUGCAGUUACACCAAUCAUUGACAUUGUUCCCCUUGCAAUUCCGUACGAUGUCAACUCAACUACUCACAACAACCGCAGCACACAGCCUGAGCUAGGAGACUCUGUGCAGUGGUCUGUGUCUGCUCAAGCUGGAGUUGGUGAUAGGCUAGUGUGGACGCUGAACGGACAAGAGCUGCCAGCUGUCGAGGCUGAUAGUGACCAUGAAAAGGACAUCCAUUGCUCCGAGUAUAACAAUGUGUAUUACCGGUAUGAUGUUCAAGAAGUGAGCCAGUUUGUAAGAAACUUCACAACCACUCUUUUCCUCUGCAAUGUUUCUCGAAAUCACUCUGGUCGAUAUGAGUGUGCAGUCAUCCGGUCACGAGGGGAUAGGAAUCCAAUUGCCGUAUGGUCUACACAAAUUCGUACCCAGCUGAACAACGCUGAACCACAAUAUACUGCUACAGAGCAAAGCCAAACCACCACCAAUGCAGAGAUACUUGUAAACCCAUUUAUUGUGACCUACAUUGCUGUUGGAGUUUUCAUCUUGGUGCUUUUAGUCACAGCUAUAUUGAUACUGGUCUUGAUGGUGUUUUGGGUCCGAAGGGCCAAGCGUAAGAGACGCUUCAAGAGCAGGCGAACAUCACGAAGAAGUGACUUGGUUGUACAAUCAUUCAGCAAUCGAGCUCGUAUAGACACUGCUUGGAAUCGCAUGGAUGUUCAAGAGCAUGAUGAGCUUGAAUUUCCUAGAGAGAGGCUUGUCUUAUUGGACAAAGUUUUGGGAAAUGGUACUUUUGGAGUUGUUCUUUUGGCCAAAGCUGAGGGGAUUGUGACAAAUUCUCCUGAUAAAAAUAUUGUGGCCGUCAAAACCCGCAAAGCAUCUGCACCAAAUAAUGACGCAGACUGCCUCUGGCAAGAGCUACAGAUUAUGAGGAAGAUUAGACCUCAUCCCCAUAUUGUUAAUCUCCUAGGAUACAGCAGAGAAACAUCAAGUAGCCCUCUGUAUCUGAUUGUGGAGUUUGCACUGUACGGGAGCUUACAAACCUUUCUAAAAGAGUGCAAGGAAGUUGUCCUACAUUUAAAUCAUACACCCCACAUUGUACACCGUAAUGGCCGCCACCAGUCUUGCAACUCUUGCACUGACUCCUCCAUCUAUGCUAACAUGUCUUCAACGGAGCCUGGAAUAAAUAUACAAUCGCUUCCGCCAAGUUAUUUAGAUAUUUCAGCAACUAAUAGUGAGCCGUUACAAGGAAAUGAGAUUGCAAUGAACCACCAAGAAAUCCAAAAUGAUUCGUUAAACCCUGAACUUUCAGCAGAAGCUUGCUGCGGCCCAGCUUCAGCUGCUGUUACUCAUGACUACAUUAACAGCAAGGGCCUACUCUACAUGGAAGAUGUGCAUAACUUUGCUCUACAGAUUUCAAGUGGUUUGAAGCACCUGGCACAACAAAAUAUUGUCCACUGUGACUUGGCUGCAAGAAAUAUCCUCAUCACAGAAGGUUUUGUGCUCAAGAUUGGAGAUUUUGGAAUGGCAAAAGAAAUGUCUGAAAAGGAGUACUACAGAAGAAGUGAGGGUCGAAUUCCAGUUAAAUGGACUGCACCUGAGGCUCUAGAGGAACAUGUUUUCUCACACAAAAGUGACAUAUGGUCAUUGGGUGUAACGCUGUGGGAAAUCUUUUCAUACGGUCAUCGUCCCUUCUCUGAUGUGAAGAUUGGGCAAUCGUGGGAACCUUACAUUCGAUCUCUCAAAGCUGGCAUGAGGCUGGCUAAACCCAACGGAUGCCCAGACUCAUUCUAUAAAUUGAUGCAACAAUGCUGGCGACUAAAUCCAGACGAGCGUCCAUCUGCCUCUAACCUGGUCCACCUAUUCGAGGCAUGCUCUGAUGCUGACAGUGAGAACUACUUGACUGUAGCAGCUACUGAUGGUGAAGAUGGCACACAUAUCGAUAUUUCAGAUGAUGAUACUUCACUACGAUUGGAAGAAAGUGUUGCCUCGUGUGAAAUAGAGCCAUGCACAGUUGAAAUAUCGGAUAUUGAGAAUGGAGAGUAUCAAAAUGUUACAAAUCAUACCCCACAGGAAACUCAAGUGUGAGAUUCAAAACAAACAAGGCUAUAAACAUUCAUUGUCCAUUUCAUAAUUAUUUUUCAUGAAAAGAAUAAUGGUUUUCACUUUUAUACACUUGUCUAAUGUGCUAAAUUCAUCAUGAGAAUGUUCAGUAUGCUUUUAUUGUUCUUCAUCACAAUG